Melanaphis sacchari is the source of this 855-nucleotide messenger RNA. RefSeq names its product piggyBac transposable element-derived protein 4-like. Lineage: Eukaryota; Metazoa; Arthropoda; Insecta; Hemiptera; Aphididae. Bases 1 to 855 code for a protein of 284 amino acids. The record is from RefSeq and is a predicted model, not a curated record. The transcript is spliced from 2 exons.
AUGAAAGCUCUUUUUGGUGUGUUAUAUAUAAUUGGUGCUUUGAAAAAUGGUCACAGAAGUACAAAAGAUAUGUGGAAAUCGGACAGCUGUAAUAUUGACAUACUCAAGUGUGCUAUGUCUGAAAAACGUUUCUUGUUUUUAUUGCGUUGUAUCAGAUUCGACGACAUACGUGGACGAGAAGAACGGAAAAAAUUAGAUAAAAUGACACAUAUAAGAAAAGUAUUUGAUGAUUUUACUAUGAACUGUAAGAAAUCGUACGCAUUAUCUGAAUAUGUCACUUUAGAUGAAAAGUUGCAAUCAUUCGGGGGUCGUUGCCCCUUUAGGCAAUAUAUGCCGAAUAAACCGGCCAAAUACGGCAUAAAAAUAUUUGCGCUAUGCGAUAGUGUGAACUGUUAUACGUCCAAUUUAGAAGUAUACGUAAGAACACAACCUGCCGGUCCGUACUCAGUAAAUAAUUCUGCGGCGAGUAUUACUAAACGUAUGGUAAAUAUAAUUUACAAUUCUGGUCGAAAUGUCACUAUGGACAACUGGUUUACAAGCAUUCCCUUGGCAGACGAUUUACUGAAAAAAAAAGUGACUAUAAUUGGCACAAUUCGAAAAAAACAAGAGAGAAUAUCAUAUAAGGCCAAUAAAAAUAAAAUUGUGAUAUUGAUUUCUACAAUGCACCAUGACAAACAAAUAGCUCAAGUGAAUAAAGAAAAACUAAAACCAGAAAUAAUUAUGGACUAUAAUAGAACCAAAAGUGGAGUUGAUACAAUGGACUAUAUGACAGAAAACUACACCGUUGCCAGGACAAGUGCACGUUGGCCAUUGACAAUUUUUUAUGCGUUGAUGAAUAUUGGUGGAAUAAAUUAG